AUGACUCAAACCUUACACGACAAGGAAACGAAAGAUGACACUGGAUAUUAUACUCCAAAGAAUAUUCUGAAUCCUGCCAUGUUUCGAUUAGCUGAAAUAACAAGAGCACUGAGCGAAGUGAACAUAAAAAUCGACCAGGACAAACUACUCGAAGACCAUAGGCACCCUUUAAACAUGAAACAAUUGAACAAUAGAGAAAGCAAUCACCCCAGCGAUAUCGAGAAAAUAGAAACCCUCGAUGUGGAAAACGAAGCAAGAACCAGUGUAAAAUGGUUGAUAAUUUAUUCAAAAAUCAACGACAAACUCAACAAUGAAGAUUUACUUCUUCUUUGGGGCAGCCUUCUGGGCAGACUUGGUGACCUUUCCAGUGGAUCCAUCAGACUUCUCGACAGACUUGAUAACUCCGACAGCGACAGUUUGUCUCAUGUCACGAACGGCGAAACGUCCGAGUGGAGCGUAGUCGGUGAAGGACUCAACGCAAAGUGGCUUGGUUGGGAUGAGCUCGACGAUUCCGGCAUCUCCGGACUUGAGGAAUUUGGGGAAGUCUUCGACUUUCUUACCGGUACGGCGAUCGACCUGGAAAUGGGAAACGAUGUGAGCGGUGUGGCAAUCGAGGACUGGAGUGUAUCCAGCGGCGAUUUGUCCUGGAUGGUUCAUGAUGAUGACCUGGGCGUGGAAGGUGCGGGCCUCCUUGGCUGGAUCUUGCUUGGAGUCAGAGCAGACGGAUCCACGACGAAUGUCCUUGACGGAGACGUUCUUGACGUUGAAUCCGACGUUGUCUCCUGGCACGGCCUCUGGGAGAGACUCGUGAUGCAUCUCAACGGACUUGACUUCAGUGGUCACGUUUUGUGGAGCAAAGGUGACAACCAUUCCUGGCUUGAUAAUUCCGGUCUCAACACGUCCGACUGGAACAGUUCCGAUUCCUCCGAUCUUGUACACAUCUUGGAGUGGAAGACGGAGUGGUCGGUCAGUUGGGCGUUGUGGUGGGAUGAUGGCAUCAAGAGCCUCAAGGAGGGUCUUUCCGGAAGCGUUUCCUUCCUUGCGCUCAACAGCCCAUCCCUUGAACCAUGGCAUGUUUGGUGA
Messenger RNA from Caenorhabditis remanei, 1083 nucleotides. RefSeq lists its product as uncharacterized. The record is from RefSeq and is a predicted model, not a curated record. NCBI's taxonomy places the organism in Eukaryota, Metazoa, Nematoda, Chromadorea, Rhabditida, Rhabditidae. The transcript is spliced from 4 exons. Bases 1 to 1083 code for a protein of 360 amino acids.